Molecule: messenger RNA, 1860 nt
Organism: Oreochromis aureus
Lineage: Eukaryota; Metazoa; Chordata; Actinopteri; Cichliformes; Cichlidae
Exons: 5
Coding region: 122-748 (208 amino acids)
Biological process (GO): immune response
Cellular component (GO): extracellular region
Molecular function (GO): cytokine activity
Source: RefSeq, a predicted model, not a curated record
CCGGAAAACCCCGCGCGGAAGCAUAAAAAUGAGAAAUCGGCUGGAAUGAACGUUCAGAGAGAGUCCGAGCAGCUGCACAGCGGACACGCACCGACACACGGACACCCACGGACCCGCAGACAUGAACGCGUUCACAGUUGUUGCCCUGCUGCACUGCUUCCUGUUAGCAGCACUGGUCCAAUCGGCUCCCGUCAGCUUGCCGUCCAACCCGUCGCAGACAUUCAAAGAGGCGGUCGAGCGAGUGAUGAGGCUGGUGGAGAAAAUCCGGAAAGACGUCCGCUCCGUGCACGGCAGCAUCAUCAACAUCGAUGGUUUGACCCUCGACCCCUCCAGUCAGACCGGACAGCUGGAGAUGAUGAGGAUAACGCUGGGAAUCCCCGACACCCCCGUCCUCAAAGAGCUGUCCGAACAGUUCACAGCGGACAUGUGUGUGAGCCGUAUGCUGGCGGGCGGGCGGCUGUACCAGGGGCUGCUGGUAGAUUUGUCUGGCAGACUGGGGGGACUGGAGGCCCUGAGUGCCGAACUGAGAGACCUGGUGACCCACAUCAACCAGAUGAAGGACACGGCUCAGCUGAGCAGCGACUCUUCAGAUCAGAGCAGCCUGGACUUGACUUUGAAUCUCCAUGGCAACUACGACGUCCAGGUGGCGGCCCACCUGACGCUGUGCCAGCUGCUCGAGUUCUGUCACGACCUGAUCCGCAGCCUCAGAAACAUGGCCGAAACACAGAUGGCUCGUGGGACGCGCUAAGCCCCGCCCACUGCAGGAUCAGAGCUGCUAGCACGAUUCAGGGGAGAAACUUUAUCGAUGGUGGAGUUGUUGACACUGUUUGUCUCAUCACCAUCACCUCCUGAUGAGCGCCCGCCUCCGUGAUGCAGCAGGACUAAAGACUGAUAGAUGACAGACAGGAAGUUUAUUCCUCGUUUUCAGCAGCUGGAGGAUCAGCCAACAACGUUUUAUUGUGAAGGCGGCCCGUUGGAGCUCCGUUUCCUGCUUUGUGUGUCACAGCACGUCGAGGCGCUCUAUCGUCCUGGGAUCAGCUGGGAACACACAGCAGGAAUGUGAUGAAUGUGUGCCCGAUCGUUCGGGCGAAGAAGAAGAAGGAGCCGGCUGCAGGUCCAAACCUGCUUCACGCCUGAGGUUAUUCUCACGCUUCUCUGCAGCUUUUCUACCUGCAGACGCUGGAGAAGGAAAAAACAGCUUCAUCAUCUGAACCCGAACUCCACAGCUGAUCGACUUCUGUCCUGUUUCACAGUUUGAAUCAGCUUCAGUGAAACAUCUGGAGCCUUCACCACAAACUCUCAGGUCCACUUUUUUACUUUUCACUGUACAGAAAACAAUCGAAUCAAGUUUGAAAACGUGUCUUAAUGAGGUCACUUCCUGCUGUUCUUACUUUAGAGUAAACGCUCCUUCAGUUGAACCUGAUGGUACAGCUUUUAUUUUGAAGCCGCAGCAGGAAAUGGCCUCAUCCUGGCAACAGAAUGUCAUAAUGUUGUCAUGUUUUUAUUCAUAAAUAUUUAUUAUUUUUUAUUUAAUUGUUUUUUUCAAAAACAAUAUUUUGUUCUUUGUGUUUAUUUAUCAUCUCUUUAUUUAUUGAUUAUAUUUAUUGACUAUUUAUUGUUUUUGUAUUUAGACUUCCUGUUUGUGUUAUCAGUGUUAACUCUGAAAACUGUUUUUACUGAUAUUUUUUUUCAAGGACAUUUUUUAACCUGCUGAUUUUUGUGAUUCGCUUCAUUUCUUGACGCUUUUGUUUUUACUCGAUGAGGUUUUUUUUUUUAUUGUUUAUGUUUGAGAACUAAAUAUAAUAUUCUUAACUGCAGAGGAGAAGGAGGAGGAGAAGGGUCUGAAGUCUUUGUGUUUCC